AUGAGUGUGAAGUGUCAUGCCUGUAUCGGAGGAACAAGUGUUCAAGUUGGAAUAAGCAAGUUAAAAGAAGGUCAACAUAUAAUUGUUGGUACACCCAGUCGAGUUUAUGAUAUGUUGAAUAGGGGUACAUUGAAACGUGAUAACAUCAGGUUUUUUGUCCUUGACGAAGCAGAUGAAAUGUUGUCAAGGGGAUUUAAGGAUCAAAUCUUGGAUAUUUUUCAGUUGCUUAAUAAUGAUAUUCCGGUAAUACUAUUAUCAGCAACAAUGCCAACUGAUGUUCUGGAAGUCACAAAACGUUUCAUGAGAGAUCCCAUUCGAAUUCUUGUAAAGAAAGAGGAACUUACCUUGGAAGGAAUUAGGCAGUUUUAUGUUCAAGUUGAUAAGGAGGAAUGGAAGUUUGAAACGUUAUAUGACUUGUAUGAGACUUUAACUAUUACGCAGGCAGUAAUAUUUCUCAAUACACGAAGGUUGAUUGGCUUACAGAGAAAAUGCAAGACAGAGAUUUUACUGUUUCCUCAAUGCAUGGUGAUAUGGAUCAGAAAGAACGAGAUAUUAUUAUGAAAAAUUCAGAUCUGGAUCCAGCAGAGUGCUCAUCGCUACUGACUUACUUGCACGUGGUAUUGACGUACAACAAGUUUCUUUAGUAAUAAACUAUGACCUCCCAGCCAAGCGUGAAAACUAUAUUCACAGAAAUGGAAGAGGUGGACGAUUUGGACGUAAAGGUGUGGCUAUCAAUUUCAUCACUCAGGAAGAUUCCCGUGUUUUAAAAAUAAUGAAUAUUUCUAUAACACCGAGAUAG
Molecule: messenger RNA, 799 nt
Organism: Paramuricea clavata
Lineage: Eukaryota; Metazoa; Cnidaria; Anthozoa; Malacalcyonacea; Plexauridae
Source: the annotation of a GenBank genome assembly